Botrytis deweyae is the source of this 1500-nucleotide messenger RNA. RefSeq lists its product as uncharacterized. Lineage: Eukaryota; Fungi; Ascomycota; Leotiomycetes; Helotiales; Sclerotiniaceae. Bases 1 to 1500 code for a protein of 499 amino acids. The transcript has 3 exons. The record is from RefSeq and is a predicted model, not a curated record.
AUGGCUAGUCCUUUGGACACUGACUCUCCAUUAUACAAGAGAGUAUCAAGAUGCAUUGCAAGUAUGAUACGCUUUCAUCGAGCCAAUGCUUCUAAAGAAGGUUUGUGUCCACAAGUCAUCAUUUCAUGUUAUCGUCUUCGACACCGAUGGUCUCCCAAAGCACUAUCAUCUGCCCAAUUACAAAAGGAAGAACUUGUCAAAAGGAUUUUGAAUCAUAUGAUUGAGGCCAACAUUCUGGUGAAGAUACCUCCAAAGAAUACGCCUUCUGGAAGAAAUUUGCCGGCAACGGUAGAGCAAAGUUAUAUUUUGAUCCCGGACUAUGAGACGGAAAGCUGUAGAUCGGGCGAGUCAUGUGAUGACCUACUGAGCUCAGGUAUAUCCGGGGCAAAUCAAGUAGUGUUUGAAACGAGCGUCGCGGCACCAAACAGUAUAACAAGUCGUGAAUUUGUCUCCAUGAGUGAAGUUGAACCAGAUGCCACGCGCUUUUUCUUCCCAACGAAUACCAAAAUUCUUGAAUCUUCCACGGCAAUACAAAGUAACAAACGGCGGCGUACAUCCAAUAACAAGGACAGUUCUCGUGGCAUAGAGCGAUCAGAUGUUGGUGAAGAGAACCAGGCCAGCUCAAGAUUGUUGGCUGCUGUUCCAUCAUCUAUUAGCCAUCGAGUAGAAUCAGGUUCGCGAAGCCUUCAGACUGUUGUUUCGAACGAGACUCAGUCAAAUGCUGAAAAGAUUGCACAGGAGGUUGCCAAUCUCCCUUGGCUUACUCAAGGUCUGCAAGAAUUGAGGGGAAAAUAUCCCGAUGAUCAAUACGAGCUUGUUUACGAGAACGAUCUACUCCAGGUCAGAUGUCACGACUGUAAAGGACGACUGUACAAGGUGCAUUAUCAAAAUUGUGAUGUUUCGAACAUUGAGUGGCAUGCGAAGUCGACUAUACAUGCCAAUAGAGUGGAAGAAAGGUUGGCUGAAGCAGGAGUUGAAGCAAGGCUCACAGAUGGCGUCAAAUACAGACGAGAAGCCCUCGAAGCUGCAAAAAGAACUGCCCCACAAAGAUUCCGAAAACCACAACCUAGACCCGUAGUUCCUAGACCUUCUGUUACCCAGCUACACUCGGCACAACAACAUCCAGGCUCUACUUGGAAUGUAUCCUUGAAUCAAGAAAUUUCACAGCAACCUCGAACCAAAAUCCAAUAUCAACCGUCUUCUACGCCAGGCCAAGUUCGACUCAGUAAUCAGCAAAGACUCGAAUCAGACAGUCCCAGCACCACACCACCUACUCCCCGACUCGUCUUCGAAGACUCUAAUCGAUAUGAGUCACCUUAUCACAGAAUAAAACAAUUAGAGUCGCGUGUCGAGGGCUUGGAACUUGAAAACAACGCUCAUGAACGUACGAUUUCUGUGUUACAAGAUAAACUGCGCACACAACAACAAGUAAAUAAUACUCACCAAUCUGUCAUCAAAGAUUUAAUCCUCCGAGUCCAAGUUUUAGAACAGAAAGGAUGA